Molecule: messenger RNA, 4173 nt
Organism: Australozyma saopauloensis
Lineage: Eukaryota; Fungi; Ascomycota; Pichiomycetes; Serinales; Metschnikowiaceae
Product: putative acid anhydride hydrolase
Exons: 1
Coding region: 1-4173 (1390 amino acids)
Biological process (GO): transmembrane transport; intracellular calcium ion homeostasis
Cellular component (GO): membrane
Molecular function (GO): ATP binding; ATPase-coupled monoatomic cation transmembrane transporter activity; ATP hydrolysis activity
Source: RefSeq, a predicted model, not a curated record
AUGGGAAAACAGAGACCUUCGCUUAGCUCCCGACCCUCUCGUCAGCUAAGACGGUCCAGCUCUUAUGGUCGCCGCUCCCGGCUGAACAGUGUAUCGUCAUUUGACCUGGCACUCUUGGAAGACAAUAACCAUGAGAUGUUCAGUGGUGCGACUUCGGAAGUGAUUCCUUCGUCCAUCAGUAGUUUUCAUUAUCCGCAUCAUUUCAAUCGUAGACGGUCCACAGAUGUGCUGCUGCUGCGGGAACAGUCACCGUUGCUUGAGGCCAGUGAUGUGGGACUCUCCGCCGUGCGCCUGAAUGUGUCGGUUAUCUCAACCGAUGCUGCUAGCGCCAAUUUCCGUUUCUUCACCGCCGAUGAGAUCGAGACUGCUCCUGGUGGUUCCACGUUGGAAAACCCAGAGGACCCGAUCGAUUACAACACAAACUGGGACUACUCGGUAGAUAAGUACGACCAGGGACUGGAAGUGGCAGAUGAAAAUGUGUUCAGUACAUCCGAUCCAACAAGCAGGUUUUAUGAUCAGCCUGGUGUGUCUAGAUCAUUCCACAGCACAGAAAGAGCGCCCCGCUCCCCAGAACAAAGAUAUGGCUCUGAUGCCGACUCAGACGACAACCGAAGCUAUCGCUCUAUGCUAGAGGAUCGUUACCGUCGUCGAAGCACCACCUCUAGCAACAAAGCAACAUCGGGUGCGGACCUGGCUUCUGAACAUCUGGAGAAUGAGGAGUUGGCUUUCCUUCAAGAGUUCUCGCCCGAGCUGAAAUACCAGCGUUUCUAUUUGGCCGAAGAGGACAUUGUCAUUGGUAUUGCGGGCUACGAAAACUGCUUGUGGAAAAAAAUCUUAUAUUAUGUGAUAACCGUGUUCACUUUAGGAAUCGGAUACUUGGUACUCCGUUGGGUCCCUAAAUAUCGUAUUAACUUGAUGGGCAAUCCUUGCGCAUUGGGGCUUGCCGAUUGGUGUGUCAUUGAGAACGAGUUUGGUGAGCUUGCGAUCGUGAACGUCUCCCGAACUCGUUUUGGAGAACGUCUCUCUAAUUUCUUGACCAUUGCAUCCCCCAAAAAAGAUGAAGAAGAAGACGAAAUUACUGCAGACAUCGCGAAAGAGGCCAACCCAGUAGUCCCAUAUCUUCUCUCGUUUGAGUACAGAUACCUCAAGUUUUUCUACAACCCAGUCGAAGAUAUGUUCAAGACAAAUUCCAAUUGGUACGAUUUACACUGGUUAAACUUCAAGAACUUACGCGACGGUACUUCCCAAUCACUCCAGGAGCAGCGCACUUUGAUUUUUGGAGAAAACAAUAUUGCCAUAGAGAAAAAGUCCAAUUUUCAACUAUUGGUGGGCGAAGUUCUUCACCCCUUCUACGUUUUUCAAGUGUUUUCUAUUUUUCUUUGGCUCGCAGAUGACUACUAUUACUAUGCCGCUUGUAUUUUUAUCAUCUCUUUCAUCUCCAUCAUCGAGUCUUUAAUUGAGACAAAGUCAACAAUAGCUCGAUUGUCUGCAAUGAGCUUGUUCACCUGUGAUGUGAGAGUUUGGAGAAACGAAUUCUGGACUCAAACUGACUCCAAUUCUUUGGUGCCUGGUGAUGUGUUCGAAGUUGAUCCUUCUUUGUCAAUUGUGCCAUGUGACGCCCUCCUCAUCAAUGGUGAGUGUGUGGUUAACGAGUCAAUGUUGACAGGUGAGAGUGUCCCGGUUUCCAAAAUUUCUGCUAAUCGUGACACCGUUCAAUAUCUUUCUGAGAACAUCACACAUCCUGUCUUGGCAAAGUCUUUCUUGUACAAUGGAACAAAACUUUUGAAAACUAAAACAUCCAACGACGAGCCAGUACUUGGUAUGGUGGUCAAAACUGGCUUCAACACAACCAAGGGAUCUUUAGUCCGCUCCAUGUUGUUUCCUAAGCCAACAGGUUUUAAGUUUUAUGAAGAUUCUUUCAAGUAUAUUGGUUUCAUGACGUUUAUCGCUUUUAUUGGCUUCAUUUACUCUACGUAUAACUUCAUCAAACUUGGCCUUUCCACCAGAAUUAUGAUUUUGAGAGCUCUUGAUAUCAUCACCAUCGUUGUUCCUCCUGCUUUGCCAGCAACUUUAACGAUUGGAACUACUUUCGCAAUCAACAGAUUGAAGAGCAAGAAUAUCUUCUGUAUUGCCCCAACAAGAGUCAAUGUGGGUGGUAAACUUGAUGUUUUGUGUUUUGACAAGACAGGUACUUUGACAGAAGAUGGUCUCGAUAUUCUUGGUGUUCAUCCAACAUGCAAUGCCGAGGGCCGUAAGGAAAUCAUCUUUGGGGAUAUGCUCCAAUCUGUCUCCGAACUUACUCAAGAGUUUGAAGCAACCACCCAAUAUGACACACACAGUGGCGCAAGCUUAUUGGGAUGUAUGUCAUCCUGUCACUCUUUGCGUCUCAUUGAUGACGCUUUAAUUGGAGAUCCAUUGGAUGUUAAGAUGUUCGAGUUCACCGGAUGGCACUUUGUUGAGGAAUUUGGAGGCUUGUCAGUUCCCUUGGUAUUUGAUCAUGUGGGAAAAGAGACAUAUGGCUACAAAAUUUUGAAAGAAUAUGAGUUUGUUGCUUCUUUGCGUAGAAUGUCUGUGCUCAUAGAGAAGGACCAGAACAAACAAAUAUUCACAAAGGGUGCUCCUGAAGUUAUUGCUGAAAUCUGUGAUCCAACUUCUAUUCCUUCUAACUUCGAAGAAUUGCUCCACAAAUACACACAUGGUGGCUUUAGAGUUAUUGCUUGUGCUAGCAAAACACUCAGCUCAAGAAAAGAAGUAAAGUCAAUGGAGAGAUCAGAUGCUGAACGCAACUUGCAAUUCACGGGUUUCAUUGUGUUUGAAAACAAAUUAAAGACAUCCACGAAGCCAACUCUCAAGGAGUUGCGUGCAGCAGAAAUUCGUACAAUCAUGUGUACCGGUGACAAUGUUUUGACAGCUGUCAGCGUUGGACGUGAGUCUGAACUCAUUGAUCCUCAAGUCACACAGGUUUUCAUUCCACGGUUUGCAUCUGAAGAAGAAUUCCAGAGUAGUGGUGGUACGGGUCUUAUUUGGGAGGAAAUGAGAGAUUCUCAAAAUCGUUUGGACCCCAUUACUCUUCAGAAGGUGCAUCUGGAUAUCCGUGACAAUGUUCAUGAACAUAUUUACGCCGUAACCGGUGAUGUAUUCCGCUACAUCUUGGCAGAACUCCAAGAUGAAAACUUGAUUGAAGCUAUGUUGAUGAAGUGUAAUAUUUUUGCUAGAAUGUCUCCUGAUGAAAAGCACGAGCUCGUGGAACAGCUUCAAAAAUUGGACUAUACAGUUGGUUUCUGCGGUGAUGGAGCCAACGAUUGUGGUGCUUUGAAAGCUGCUGACGUGGGUAUUUCUUUGAGUGAGGCAGAGGCCUCUGUGGCUGCUCCAUUUACCUCCAGAUGCUUUGAAAUUUCAUGCGUUUUGGAUGUGAUUCGCGAGGGAAGAUCAUCCUUGGUAACCAGUUUCUCUUGUUUCAAGUACAUGUCCCUCUAUUCUGCAAUUCAGUUCGUGACAGUGACAAUCUUGUACCAGAGAGGAACAAAUUUGGGAGACUUCCAAUUCCUUUACAUUGACUUAUUCUUGAUUUUACCAUUGGCAAUUUUUAUGUCUUGGUCUAAACCCUACGAAAAAAUCGUGGUAAAGAGGCCUACUGCCAAUUUAGUCAGUCCCAAGGUGUUGAUUCCACUUCUCUGCCAAAUUGCUGUUAUUCUCUUCUUCCAGGUAGUGGUGUGGCUCUACAUUCAAAGUCAACCCUGGUAUCAACGGCCAAUUCCUUCCAAUGACGAUAGCAGCGUGGAGUCUUCCGAUAACACGGCCUUGUUCCUCUUUUCGAACUUCCAAUAUAUUCUCUUUGCCCUUGUGUUAAGCACUGGACCGCCAUACCGUGAAGCAAUGAGCAAAAAUAAGCCAUUCUUGAUUAACGUGGUGUUCACCAUAUUGAUGUCGGUUGCUUUGUUUAGAAUCGAGCAAGAUUCAUGGUUGGGUGACUUCAUGCAAUUGACCAAUAUGUCAUCUUCAGCAUAUGUUGUGCUUCUCGUGGCAGCUGCGGCAAAUAUGGAAAUUUCUUGGAAGGGAGAAGAAGUGUGGUUCAAGAAGGUUGCUCAGGUCUUCAAAAGACUAGUGCACAAGGACAAGCGCAGCAAAAAGAAGUUCAAGAACCUCAAGCUUACUAACGAGGUGUCCGCUUAG